Mesocricetus auratus (golden hamster) is the source of this 5222-nucleotide messenger RNA. RefSeq names its product solute carrier family 35 member A3 (gene Slc35a3). The transcript has 8 exons. Gene Ontology annotation, molecular function: UDP-galactose transmembrane transporter activity. Gene Ontology annotation, biological process: pyrimidine nucleotide-sugar transmembrane transport. The record is from RefSeq and is a predicted model, not a curated record. The coding region runs from base 212 to 1192 and encodes 326 amino acids. NCBI's taxonomy places the organism in Eukaryota, Metazoa, Chordata, Mammalia, Rodentia, Cricetidae. Gene Ontology annotation, cellular component: Golgi membrane.
UUUGGCGGACGGGACCGCGGGAACCCGGAAACGCCUGGGCCGCACCGAGGCGGUCCGGGCCACUGAGACGGCGGGAGCCGGCGGCGCUGCGGGUCAGCGGACGCGGCGGGGCCGGCGGGCUCGGCAGCCUGGGGCGCCCGGUGUCGGGGAGCCCGGGGCUCCAGUGCGAGCGGCUGGCCGAGCCUCACGGCGGACAAAUGAAGAGAAAACAAUGUCUGCCAACCUAAAAUAUCUUUCCUUGGGAAUUUUGGUGUUUCAGACUACCAGUUUGGUUCUAACAAUGCGUUAUUCUAGGACUUUGAAAGAGGAGGGUCCUCGUUACCUGUCUUCUACAGCAGUAGUUGUGGCUGAAGUUUUGAAGAUAAUGGCCUGCAUCUUUCUAGUCUACAAAGACAGUAAGUGUAGUGUGAGAACACUGAAUCGAGUACUUCAUGAUGAAAUUCUUAAUAAGCCCAUGGAAACACUUAAGCUUGCUAUUCCAUCAGGGAUAUAUACUCUUCAGAAUAAUUUACUCUAUGUCGCACUGUCAAACCUAGAUGCAGCCACUUACCAGGUUACAUAUCAGUUGAAAAUACUUACAACAGCGUUAUUUUCUGUGUCUAUGCUUGGUAAAAAAUUAGGUGUGUACCAGUGGCUCUCUCUAGUAAUUCUGAUGGCAGGAGUUGCUUUUGUGCAGUGGCCUUCAGAUUCUCAAGAGCUGGCCUCUAAGGAACUUUCAACUGGCUCACAGUUUGUAGGCCUCAUGGCAGUUCUCACAGCAUGUUUUUCAAGUGGCUUUGCUGGAGUUUAUUUUGAGAAAAUCUUAAAAGAAACAAAACAAUCAGUAUGGAUAAGAAACAUUCAACUUGGUUUCUUUGGGAGUAUAUUUGGAUUAAUGGGUGUAUAUGUUUAUGAUGGAGAAUUGGUAUCAAAGAAUGGAUUUUUUCAGGGAUAUAAUCAACUGACGUGGAUAGUUGUUGUUCUGCAGGCGCUUGGAGGCCUUGUAAUAGCUGCUGUCAUUAAGUAUGCAGACAAUAUUUUAAAAGGAUUUGCCACCUCUUUAUCCAUAAUAUUGUCAACAGUUAUAUCCUAUUUUUGGUUGCAAGAUUUUGUGCCAACCAGUGUCUUUUUCCUUGGAGCCAUCCUUGUAAUCGCAGCUACUUUCUUAUACGGUUAUGAUCCCAAACCUGCAGGAAAUCCCAUUAAAGCAUAGUCAUGUACUAUCUUUAACUGGUUUUUCACGAUGGUGCCCUAGGAAUCUCAACAUUAAUCUUGCACAGAGGACUUCUGCAGGUUCUAUGAAGAUAUCAUCAUGCUAAAUCUGAUCAUACUGUUCAAAUGAUUUGAAAAUGUAUAGGCUUCAGGAUGAAACGUGUAUAUCAGCUAGAAACCCAAGCUUGGAAGUGUGUCUAGGGAGUAGUGUUAGAGGGAUAUGGAUAGGAGGCCUGAAGUCGGAGCUCAUAACAACUUCACCCUUUUGGUUGCUGCAGAACAGUCCAGUGCAGCCUUUGCGAGAGCACACAAAUGCAAAUGCCAAUGUUUGCAAGGCAGAUCUACUUGCUUACCACAUGUUCUUAAUCUUACUCUGUCUGUACAGAUAUAUCAAAUUACACGGACUAUUUGAAGUCAGAAGAUUAUAAUUGCCUAUAAAGCUGUGAACAAACAAAUAUAAAACCAUUUCCAUGUAUCUGGGAUUUUUGUAUUCAUGCAGAAGAUUGCUAAGCAAAGGAUUGCUAAAUGUUAUUUGUUCAGCUACAUAAAACUUGAUGAAGUAGUCUGGGUUUGAUUCAUAUUUAAGUUUAGUAUAGGGAGAAUCUAUUUCUCCAUGUAUAGCUUUAGACCAUUUACUGCUUUGAGAUAGCUGUUAUGUUCUUCAUAUACUAAAAUAGCCAGUGACUUUGACACUAAUGAAGUUUUACCCAUCAUUUUCCAGUUGUAUUUCUUUCUAAUAUAUAAGAGAAAUUCUUAUUAUUACCUUAAAUUAAAUUGUGUGUGCUGCCAUUAAAACUUUUUAAUGAAUUUAAAGGGAUUAGGUACUCAUUUAAUAACUGAAAACAAAAUAAUGAUUACUGUCCAGUCUCCAUGUGGAGAAAUCUGAACUAUGAAGUAUAGACUACAUAUAAUUUUGAAAUGGAGAAUUUUGUUAUUCUGCAGUAGGAAUUUCUUUUAUUCUGCAACUGUUGACAGAGGCAACAAUAAAAAAAAUAGUACUAGUUAUAUCAGUGGACCAAGAACAAAGCUGACUUUCUUACAGACAUUCUCUACUGUCAUAUUAUUACUUUUUUUUUUAAAGGCAAGGUUUCCUCAUGUAGAUCAGGCUGGCCUCGAACUCACAGAGAUUUACCAGUCUCUGCCUCCUGAUUGCUGGAAUUAAGGGUAUGGACCACCCUGCCCAGCUCAGUACAUUAAGUAGCACUAUAAUUUAAGCUCAAAGGCUAUUUAGAAGUUUUUAGGUCUUAAAAGCCCAUUCCCCUAGCAAUACUCUGAUCAUAUGUCAGAAGAGGUGGUGGCAUUCUGAGUUCCCUUUCUAUGUCCCCAUGAGUGCUGCUGGGCGGGGGCAACCACUUGCUUUAAAAUAGUAGAUUUUGUUUCUUAUAGCACUGGCAUUGAGGAUACAAAUUAUGAGUUAUUUAAUAAGCUGAUUCAAAGGAGAGACUAUAUUAGAAAUAAUAAAGUGAAAUGGGAGACAAAAAUGUAUUCUAUAUUUGGAAUAUAAUUUAUUUAAUUAUUGACUAUAUGCAGAAUUACCUAUUGAAUAUAAGAUGUAUUUUACUUUAUUUUUUCAUUUAUAUUGUAUAUAUUUUAAAAGUUUGUUGUAAUAGAUACAAACCUAUAAGAAGAUGACUAUUUUUUAGGUAGUUCUAACAGAUUUUGUAACAUGGAGUUUGACUCAAAAGUACUACUGCUAAGAACUGUAAGGUAGGUACCCUUGGCUAACUUGGACUGGCUGUUAUGAUCUUGUUAGUGCACAUGUACUCUCAAUAGUGUACAUGCCUAGCCAAGUCCAUUCAGUUUCAAAGUACUUAAAAUUACAGAGUAUUUAAAGCUAUUGCACCAGCGAUGACAGAGUGAUACCAGGUUUUCUGGAUGCCAGAUUUAUGGUUUUCAGUGAUUGAAUAACUUUUGGAGAUUGAAUAACUCCAUUUGGAGCAUGGUGUUCGGCCACCACAACAUUCAAGCUAUGUCCUAAAGCCUACAACUAAGUACAGCCUAGAUCUUGCAAAUAUAUAAAAUUCAUGGAUACAGAUUGAUGUUCGGCUCACAUAAGUAUUGUGUGGGCAGUUGUGCUAAUACCAUGUAGAUUCACAAUUAAUGGUUACUUAGAUCUGUCUACCCCUGUCUUAACCCCACAAAAAUAUAUACAAGUAAGUUAUUGGUAUUAAGAUUGUUAAAGUAAUAAUGCAUUUCAGGUGUCUGGAAAUCUUUUAUUAGGUGUCAUUUAUAUUUUUCUUUUCUAGUCAGUCUAAAAAUGUUAUUUGGCUGAAUGUAUAGUUUAAAAAUUUAUAAGGAAAAAAAUUACAUUUGGGGGAAAAAUGGGCUUGUAGCCUAGAUUGUGUCAUAUAUAUUGAUACUGAAAUUUUGUGUAAUGUGCUUUGUGUUUUAAUGAUGUUCAAUGGUGUAAUUUUGUCAUGCUUUUAUAAUAACGCUUGGAUUAUUUAAAUUUGAUACUUUAAAAAGUGUACUUGUUGUUGCUCAGCUAUUUUCCCUAAUACAGAAUGUGUGAAUUCUUGGAGAAAGAAUAGCAACAAGAGCUGCAUUAAAGUUAGGCGUAGCCCAUUGACAGAGUUUGGCUCACCAGCAAGCCCUGCAGUGCAGUAUAGCAGCUCUGUACUGAAUGCUUUUCAAGCUGGAAGUUAACUAUUAUAAUAGAAUAUGUAGUUUAAAAAUGUAGAACUUCAAGGUUUACACCAGUUUCUAUGGAAUGCCACAGAAUUUCAUAUGAAGAAAAGGCAAUGGGAUAUUUAAACAAGAGUCCAUUAGGAAAUUCCAAAAGGAAAUUGACACUCUGCUCUGAACACUUUAGAAUGCUUACUCUUCUUACAAAUCAAGUUAGUAGACUUUAAAUGUCAUUACACAAUCAUUUGACUGAGGUCUUGUCUUUUCUUUUCUUUUUGAGGCAGGGUCUUACUCUGUAGCCUUGGCUGGCCUGGAACUUGCUAUGUAGCCCAGGCUGGCCAGCAAAUCACAAAGAUCUGCCUGCCUCUGUCUUUCAAGUGCUGGGCUUUAAGGUGUGUGCUAGCACCCCCAUUUGAGUUUUGUUUAUAAAGAAAGGCUUUGGCAUCACUCAUUCUAUUUAAACAUUCAUUGUAAAAAUAUUUGACUUCUAUAGCUGUAUCUUUACAUUGAAUUUAUAAAAAGUAUUUAUGUUGUAUUGAAAGUCAUCUCAAGAAUCUCCAAGAUAUUUAAAGUAGUUAUAGGGCCAAAGAAAAUGCACCUUUACCACAAUCUGGUCCUAUGUGCCUUGCUUUACCAAAUAAAUACCUGACUUUUAUGGAGAGUAUUUCUGUAAUUUACAACUUUAAACACAUACUUGAAAUUGGGAUUUUUUAAAAGAAUAACGGAAUAACUAUAAUUGUUUCAACAUUUGCUCUUUAAAUCCAUGAUCUAGCAAACUGAUACUAAGUAUCCUGUCAAAGCAUCCGUGAAUAGCACUAGUUUAAGUGACUUAUGACACCUGCACGGUGAUUCCAGUUUGAAACUUUAGCAACUGUAUAUAAAUGUCUGUCUGUUGUUUCUUUUCUUGUAAGACAUAAUUUGCUGUGAUUUAAAAUAUUUUAAAAGUGAUUUCUACCCUAAAUUGGUCUAUGUCUGUACAUCAUUUACAUAAAGUGAUUCUUUGGGUUUGGGAAUGUGAUUUGUAUUUUAAAUUUUUUACGAAUAUAUUUCAAAGGAAUGUAUAAACUGGUCUUUUAUUAAGUGUUUUUUUAAAAUGAUAAUUCCUCAUGUUGUUUUUUGGUAUUCAUUAUUACCUAUAUUUAAUAGAUAAGGGGAAUAGAUUAUUUUCAUAAAUAACUAUAUUUUCCUGCUUUCCCUUUUUUACCUGUGUCUGAUUUAAUCUGUGGAUUACUUUCUUGUUUUUAUAUUUCAGGAAUAACUUGCUCAUCUUCAUCCCUUGGUAACUUGAUGUCACAUGUAAUUCUGCUUCCUUUUCUUUGUUUUACCAGAGUGGUUAGAAUUUCUCUGCCUAUAUAAUGAUCUCAGCUCAAAGGAUUUUGUUUGAAAUAAAAUACUUCUUUGCUGCC